Caenorhabditis auriculariae is the source of this 6556-nucleotide messenger RNA. NCBI's taxonomy places the organism in Eukaryota, Metazoa, Nematoda, Chromadorea, Rhabditida, Rhabditidae. The record is from the annotation of a GenBank genome assembly.
AUGGCUUCUCCACUUCUUCCGCAGAAAACUCUCCAGCAACAAAUCUUCCAGUCCAAUUUCAUACCUCGUUAGUUUCGUUUAAAUCUAUUUUAUAGAAUUUUUCAUUCAUCAAGCAAGCAAAAAAUGAACGGAAAAGUUCGAAAAAACAUCCAAAAAAAUGUUUAAGCGUUUUUUGAAUUUUUAUCUCAUCAUGCGUAACUUUAUACCUCGAAGGGUAGUUUUCUUUCUCCCCAAAAAGCUUCCCUAAGCGUUUUUUGCACCUUCACUUCUUAUCAUGUUCUCAUUACGUCAAACAAGGAACUGACCAAAGAAAAAACGUACAGAAGAAGCCAUAAAAUUAGAGCGUCAAUUUGCUCGGUUUUACGACCCCCAGGGGGUGGACUUUGUGCCCGAAUGUCAUUGUUUGGAACUCAAUGUGGGUUUCGAAAUUAAUUUGGAAACAUGAAAAUUGAUUUCAGAGAGAGAGAAAAAGUCUAAUAAAAACAAAGAAAUUGAUCAUGUUUCCUAUUUAAAGUUAAUAUGACGUCAAUGAAAACUUACCGAUUUUGGAAAAUCCUUGCAAGAUUUUUUAAGUUUUCUUGAAAAUUGAUAAAGUGGUCACUUUACUCCCAAAACCCUGGAGGAGGUACUAGAAUCUGAAUGAGGAAAAAAGAGAAGUAACGGGUCAAAUAGAAAUGUCUUUAAUCACUAGAUUUUGAAACAGAUAACCUAUGUUCCCGUUAGAAUUUCUCAUUUCUUAGGCUGCAAUUUGAAAAGUCUGGCUUGUCUGCACUCUCUUCUCCCUCAUUGGUGAGGAACACGGAAGCUGGUGAGAGAAAAGAGGGAGCAGAGAAGGCAGACUCUUAUUGUCUGUUCAGAUUUUGAAUGUCAAGUUCAAGGACGUCAUUGGAGGACGCUCUGUGGAUGGCUCGCUCUCUGAUUGGUUUAUCGAGCCAUUAGGGGCGGAGCUUGAGCGAUGAUUUGACAUUCAAAAUCUGAACAGACUAUAUACGACCUUGAACUAAAGGUCAAAAGAAUGAUAAAAUGACGUCACAAAUAACCAAAAAAGUCACGUCAUCUUUCUUUUUCCAGCCUUCUGGUCAUUGAAGUCGUUACGAUUCGAGAUGGCCUUGUUAAUUUCCUCGUCGAUGGUCGUGAUGAGCCUGAUGCGAAACGCGAUGAGCAUGGCCAUGGUGGCAAUCGUCAAGAAGUAUGACGUCAUUUGAUGAUUUAUGACGUCAUUCGAGAACUUCUUCAGCAACGUGACGUCGGUCGAUGAUCAGGAUGAAUUCACGAUGGACUGGACGGGAGAUGAACAAGCGCGAAUCCACACGGCCUUUUACGUUGGAGCACUCUUGGCCGUUUUUCCCUCAGAAGCUAUCACUCAAAGGUUAUCCAAUAUCUGAAAUCAGCUUUUUUGGAUAAAGCAUGAUUGAAAAGAGGCUGAUUCACGGAGACAAAUUAUAGGACGUUUCGCGACAGCUUGUCAAGAUUUUUUUUCUCCGAGCUAGGGAAUUUUUCCGUUCAAAGCGCCCAGGAUGUUUCUUUGUCUGCGUCUUUUUUUUGGCCUAAAAUAUCCGUUAUAUUAAAGGCGCAGGCCGACUUAAGCAUCGAGGGUUCCGUAGCUCAGAGGAAAAGGAAAAUCGUGACAAGCCUGCGCGGAACGGGCCGAACAAUGACGUCAUUCGAGAACGCUCUGUGAAAGGGUCGCUCUGUGAUUGGUUCAUCGACCCAUAAAUGCGGAGCUUACGACUUCAAAAAUCUUGAUUACUUGAUUCAAACAGAAAUCGAUUUUCUAAUUCCAUUUUUCAGAAUCGGCGCCAAGAACCUCCUAUCCCUGUCGAUGUUGAUCAACAUACUCGGCUCGUUUUUGACGCCUUUAUUAGCCAUUUUCCUGCGAAAUUAUCUUUUCGUGGCGGGUAUUCGGCUGGUGAUGGGUGUCGGGAAUGGUGAACUAUUGAUAAUCUUGAAAAAGUCAUGAAAAAAAGAGAUUUCGGAGAGUGAGCUUCAAACCGAAAUCUUAGGGAAACAUAAAAGGAAAUAAUGUCCUCGAAGGUCUGUGUGAUUUGCAAAAAUCUCUUUCUGUUCUCUAAAAAAAAAUCCCCCCCCCCUUUCCCCAAAUGAAAGUUCCACUCCAAAAAUCCUCAAAAAAAAGCCAGGACUUUCUUCAGGGUUCAUAAUUCCCUGCGGCUCUGUCGUGAUUUCCAAAUGGUUCCCGAUCAACGAGAAAAGCACGGCGAUGGCGAUUUUCACAACUGGUAAGGUAUUGGAAAAAGUGGAGACGAGAGUUCAGUCAAAGUUGAGGAAAUCAACUGGGAAUCGCCGCCUCGAUGCUCCUCACCGCCAAGUUCUGCGAGGUCGACUUUUUCGGCGGCUGGCCCUUGGCAUUUUUUGCCUUUGGUGGGGUCUAUCUUAGUAUAGGGAAAUCUCGAACUCGUAAUAUAAUAUAUUGUAAUGAAAAAAAUCCUUUUCUGUCAAAAAAAUAAGGAAAAAGCUACCGUACUAACAGCUUUGUCUUGCUCGCUUCGCUUCGAGACCGGAACAAAAAAAGCCAUUUGGAAAAAAAUUCCGAUUUUCGGUCGAAAUCUCACAUUACGUGAUAAUAAGAAAAAAAGCUCACUAGUCAGAAAUCGAAAAAAAUGAUCUAUAAUUUCAAAAGAAUUUUCCAAUCUUAGCCAACUUGACCGAAAAUCUAAAGCUCAUAAAAGUUAAAAAAUCAUUAAAACUGUAAAAAGCAGAAAAAAAUCCUUGAAAAAUGAACUGGAAACUUUUUAGCUUGCUUUUUGAACGUGCUGAUAAGUUUCUCGAAAGUGCGCUCCACGGGUAAUUUUUUCGUGCUUUUUCCACAUGCUCAUUCAAAAGCUCUUUCAUCAGGAUUUAUUUUUGAAGCUUUGAUUUUGUCAAGCCUCUGACGUCGAAAUGAAUUUUAGGCGUUUUCGGCACCGGAUUCCUUCUGAUUUGGCAUUUUCGAGCUGCGGACAAGCCAAGGAACUCACAAUUUAUUACUGCCGUCGAGUUGGAAUAUAUUCAUGGUAAUUAGCGAUCCCCUAAGUGUUUUUAGCGUUUUUAGUGCUCAAAUAAGGAUAUUCCUUAAUACCAUUUUUUCUCUUGAUCUCUGGACAAAAAACGGUUUCAUCAUGAAAUCGAGUUUAUGAAUUUUAUCUCCAAGAAAAAAACGUCCAAAAAUUUUUUGAUUUUUUGAGAUAUCCAAAAAAUAUUUUUAAGAAAAGUUUUACGAUGAAUCAAUAAGAAAUGGAAAAUUGCUUUAGAUAAAAGGCCUAAGUGAAACGUACGUCUAAUAAGUUUUACAAUAUUCAAAAAAGACGUCAAUUAAAAAACUCCAGAAAGGUAAAUUAAAGAAUCCUAUAAGGACUGCGGGAUCCUUAGUAGUGAGAGAGAACAAAGUCUUUUUUUGCAAUUUUAAAGUUUUCAUUCAUAUUUUAAAAGGUCAUUCUCCACGGCUUUCAACUUUCUAACCUGCCUGCGCUCUCUUUUCUCUCAUAUAACAUGAUAACAUCAGAGAAAGAAGAGCACAGACAAGCCAGAGACAGCUCAAAGUUCGUCGUGUAUCGGGUUUUGAGUAGCUCAAUCGAGAAUUAGUAUAUUUUAUUCGAAAGGUUGAUGUUCAGGCGGGAAAGCGCGACGAAGGCGAGCGAAUACAGUAAUCCGACCAACUCCCUACCUGAAGAUCUUACUCAACGGCUGUGUCAACGCCAUCUGUCUUUGCUCUUUCGCCCAGAGCUUCGUCUUAGUCGCUUUGGUCACCUACUUGCCGAAAUACUACCAGAUCGCCAUGAAUAUGAACUUGUCCAAGGUCUGGGAACAUUCCAUUUUUCCUUCUUUGGAUAUCGUUUGCAUGCGAAGCGGUCGCGAUGCGUUGUGGCGCCAUUUCAGAUUUCUCCCUUCCGCCAUUUCAGAUUUCUCCCUUCAUCAAAAUUAAGUUAAUUUACAUCAAAUACCUCUCCAAGAAGAUUUCUUGUCAUUUUUUUCGAUUUAAUUGAGAUGAUUUCAAAAAAAAUUUUUUGGAUAGGCGCCGAAAACGCAUCGCGGCUGAGUUGCAACCCUUCUUGGUAAAGAAAAAAAUGGGAUUUGUUUUCCAGAACGGAAUUUGGUCGGCAGUACCGUUUGCCAGUCAGAUGAUCACAAAAUUGGUCUUCGGAAUCGCGGCGGAUCGAAUAAAACAGAGAAAAGUGAGCGUGACGAUCGUCACCAAGGCCUCCAAUGCCAUUGGUAAGAUUUUCUCACCAGGGAAUGUUCUCAAAUCACAGUGGGACUUCUGAAUGGGGCUCAAUAGAUGUAGUUUCUUACGCUGAUUCUGAAUCUGUGCUCAAAAGUUGCCCUCGAGGCCUGUGAAUGAAGUUAGGGGCUCUCAAAAUCGAAAAUUUCGACUCCGAUUGAGCUCCUUUUUGGAGGGUAUAUACUCAAAAUUGAGUAGUUUCAUUAUUUUAUAACCAUUUUUGUUUCAAAAAGGCUAGAAUAGGGUUUUGAAAGGAAAUCCACAUUUUUCUUCGAAUAAAAAGUUAAUUUUCAGCAAGUUUCGGCACGGCGGCUUGCAUUCUGAUAGUAUGUCUAUUGCCGAUAGAGCAAACGGAGCUCAUAAUGUUCUUCAUGUGUUCUUCGAUGGCCCUUUUCUCGGCCUACGUUCCCGGAUACAAUACGAGCAUCGUUUCUGUGGCCCCGCAGGUAUGGGAAGUAGUACUUUGAAACCAAUAGGAACAGAUGAGUCGGCAGUAAAAAAUUAACGUAGCUUCAAGGAGUUUCUCAAUUUUUGGCUGUCUAAAAUCUUUUUCGUUGGAGCGAGCUUUCUAAAACAAAAAAAGCUACCUGAAAAAAUACUAUAAUAAGCGCGAAAUGUUUAAACACAGCUGUAAAAUUACUACGAUGGCCAAAAGUUACUUGAAGUCAUUAAAAACAUAAAUAAGCAAAAUGAGCCUCAAAAUUGAAGUAGCUCCAAUGAAUUUGUCGAAUUUUUGCUAAUUAUUUCCUUCCUAAAGUAAAAAAAUCUGAAUCAGAGCGUUGGAGCGAGCUUUCGUGAACCAAAAUAGCUUUUUCAAUUUUCACCUGAUUGAUGUCUUUUUUGGCCAAAUCAAUGGCGAAGUUCGUUGGAGCGAGCUUUCUGAAUAAAACGAGCUACUCGGAAAAGUUUUAUAAUGAAGAGAAGGUCACUUUUAUGAAGCUAAAAAAAACUACCGUAACCAGAGCUUUAAGACUCUUGACUUUAAAAAAACAGGUUUCAAAGCGAAAUUUAGCAUACUGUCCUUUUUUCGGAUAAAAAGGUCAGAAGCUCGCAUGAAAUGUCUUAUGAAUGAAUUUUUGGAAAUUUUUACUUCAUUAUGCUAACUUCUAAUUUUGAUUUUGAAGUUCACCGCCUUCAUCUCGUCCUACGCUCAAAUCUACUCACAGAUGGCUAGUACCUUGGCUCCGUUGGUUAUUGGACUUCUCACGAAAAACGUUAGGAAAAUCAUUGAAUCACAUUUUUAUCAAGAAAUUUCCUAGGGAACUGUCGAGGAAUGGAAUAUAUCGUUCUACAUGCUCGUCUGUGUGUUGGUCUUCACCGGAUUGGCUUUUCAGAUCUUUGGACAUGGUUCGUUUCGAAUCGUUUUCCUUCGCCUUGCGCCGAUUUCCUGUACUUUAAAGUUCAAAUAUUAUUCACUAAAAGAACAUUUUUUUCUAGAAAUUUUAGAUGUGACCUUGGAAGAGUUAAACAGUUAAACAGGGCUAAAAUUUAAUUGGUCACUAUAGGGGUUCAGGGUUUACAUUUCAAAGCUUCUUCAGGCUUUUCUAAAUGUCUCAUAACGGUGUGAUGCUGUAAGUUUUGAAGCCUGGAAGAUUUUCAGAUUAUCUUCUUAUUCAACUUGUUUUUGAUUUUUGUAGUUUUUUUAUACCGAUUUCUAGGUGAAAAGCAAAUUUAUCUAAUAUUUUCUGAGAUGCCUGGUUCUUUGAUUGAAUACUUGAAACAGCUUUUUCCUUGAAAUUUUAUUAAAAGAAACAUUUUUCUUGAAAAAAAUUCAUUUUUUUCAUUUAUAAUACGACCUUUAAUUUUUUUAAUUAUUCUUGUUUUUCUCCUUUUUUUGGCAUUUCUUCCCUUAGUUCUAACCAAAUUUAAAUAUUUACAAAUCGAAUCGAAGUUUGAAACAGCGAAUUCUGAGAUCUUGUUGAAACUUUUUUUAUUACUUAAUAUUUUAUUUUGACCUCGAGUUUUGAUUUCUUUCCAUCUUCAUUAUCCUAUCGUUCAUAUCAUACAUAAUUCUGACUCUAAGCCAUCAUUUCUUCCCAUAAUUCUCACCGAAGCCGAAAAUUUGCAGGUCGAACCGAACCGUGGGGCGAGACUCCCUCAAACGCGACCUCGGUCAACCUCUCGACUUGCCUCUCGACAAAUCCGGAAGACGGCUCCCGGAGGCUGAGUCUCGACCGCCACAACAGCAUUCUGCGGAGCGAUUCGGGCAACAACGAGCCGAGGAAGAAGAAAAUCUCGCGGGUAUCCUACAAGGACGACGACGUCGUCAUGUUGCCCUCGCGGAUGGAAGACCUCGAGAAUGACGUCAUCUACAGUAUAGAAGAGGAGCAUGAAGACUAG